Molecule: messenger RNA, 1390 nt
Organism: Vanessa atalanta (red admiral)
Lineage: Eukaryota; Metazoa; Arthropoda; Insecta; Lepidoptera; Nymphalidae
Gene: 14-3-3zeta
Product: 14-3-3 protein zeta
Exons: 5
Coding region: 191-934 (247 amino acids)
Biological process (GO): signal transduction
Cellular component (GO): cytoplasm
Source: RefSeq, a predicted model, not a curated record
UUGCCCGAACCGGCGACACGGUAUUGCGGUGUGGUUAGAGAUUUUCUUAACUUUGCUAUAGAAUUCGGUUGCUAGUUUCAAUGAUUAUCUAUUUCUAAUUUUGACCGGUUAAUAUCAUAAAUAUUACUUCGCAACCUGACGUUAAAUUUUUACAGGGCAUCAGUAAUAUAGUCAUCUCAAAUCAUCAAAAAUGUCCGUCGACAAGGAGGAAUUGGUGCAACGCGCCAAGCUUGCGGAGCAGGCUGAGCGAUACGACGACAUGGCGGCCGCGAUGAAGGAAGUCACCGAAACCGGAGUCGAGCUCAGCAAUGAGGAAAGGAACCUUCUUUCCGUCGCCUACAAGAAUGUUGUCGGCGCUCGACGGUCAUCAUGGCGAGUCAUAUCCUCCAUCGAACAGAAAACCGAAGGUUCGGAAAGAAAACAACAGAUGGCAAAAGAAUAUAGGGUUAAAGUAGAAAAAGAGCUCAGAGAAAUCUGUUACGACGUCCUGGGUUUACUCGACAAACACCUAAUCCCUAAAGCUAGUAAUCCAGAAAGUAAAGUAUUUUACCUCAAAAUGAAGGGUGAUUACUACAGGUACCUUGCAGAAGUGGCCACAGGAGAAACCAGAAAUUCUGUUGUAGAGGAUUCACAGAAAGCAUACCAGGAUGCUUUUGAAAUCAGCAAGGCGAAAAUGCAGCCUACACACCCAAUAAGGCUUGGGCUGGCGUUAAAUUUCUCCGUCUUUUAUUAUGAGAUAUUAAAUUCACCAGAUAAGGCGUGUCAGCUCGCCAAACAGGCAUUCGAUGAUGCGAUCGCGGAAUUAGACACCCUGAAUGAAGACUCGUACAAAGACUCGACGCUGAUCAUGCAGCUUCUGCGGGACAACCUGACGCUGUGGACGUCGGACACGCAGGGCGACGGCGACGAGCCGGCCGAGGGCGGCGACAACUAAUGCGGCGCCGCGCCCACACGCAUUUGUUCUCAUCGGUGUUUUAUAAGAAAACGAGUAACAUUCGAGAACGUCGCGCGGCGCGGGUCUCCGCGGCCGUUGCGAGCCGUCGCUUGUAAAAAAAAUGUUAAAAAUGUCGUUCGCAGCGGACCUUCACGUUCCGUCUAAAAUUAAAUGUUAUGUGUCAUCUUUGACGGUUUUGUAUUUCUGUAUUUACACUGGAUUACAGAUAUCGAGCUGACCUGAUGAAUAUAAAUAUUUAUAACUUAAGUUAUUAAAAUUACGGUUUCUUAAGUUAAAAGUGUUUUCCUUUAUUGAUUAGAUACGACUACAGCCCGGUCGGCCCCCAAUUAACAUUCCUUUCGCCGCAUGUCCGCAGUGAAAUGGAGAUCAUGAUGGUGAAUUUUUUGAAAAUAAUGAAAUUAGUCAUUAAAAUUGUUAAAUUUUCGCCCAAUAACC